Molecule: messenger RNA, 2758 nt
Organism: Lycium barbarum (goji berry)
Lineage: Eukaryota; Viridiplantae; Streptophyta; Magnoliopsida; Solanales; Solanaceae
Product: auxin response factor 18-like
Exons: 5
Coding region: 465-2555 (696 amino acids)
Biological process (GO): response to hormone; regulation of DNA-templated transcription
Cellular component (GO): nucleus
Molecular function (GO): DNA binding; protein binding
Source: RefSeq, a predicted model, not a curated record
GACAUUCACUUUAAUGCAUUUAUGCUGUAUAGAUUGUUGUACACUCAGACACGCAAAAUAACACAUCAGUACUUGUUCUGUCUCUCCACUGAAAAGAGAUUGAUCAUUAGGGGUUUAAAGUCAAAUUUUAAUAUGAGGCCUUAAAUAUAUACACAUACACAAAAAAUUUAGUGUUAGACUUUUUUUUCUUUUUGGUUUAAAUAUAUAUAUAUACACACAAAACGAUUACUGUUGUCUUUUUUUUUGUUUUUUCAUACUUGUUUGUUUUUUUAAGGUAGUGUUCUAAAUUUUUUGGAGUUCCUCAAAAUUAAAUCAAAUGCUUUAGUAGCCUUAUCCUUGAGCCAGCUCUGUUGUUUACGAUUUUUACAUUGGAGCAUUUAAGCUUUUCUGAAAUUGCUGCCCUUUAAUUGUUUUCAACUAAAGCAUCACAGAGGAGAAGGGAAAAGAAGUGUUGGAUAGGCGAAAUGAAGGAGGUUUUGGAGAAAUGUGUGGAUUCGCAGCUAUGGCACGCCUGUGCCGGAGGAAUGGUGCAAAUCCCUCUGGUCAACUCGAAAGUCUACUAUUUUCCGCAAGGGCAUGCUGAGCAUACUCUUACAAACGUGGAUUUCUCGGCUUUACUGAGAAGCCCUGCGUCGUUUCUAUGUAGGGUAGCUGCUGUGAAGUUCUUAGCGGAUCCUGAAACGGACGAGGUUUAUGCUAGGAUUAGGCUUGUCCCAGUUGGGAACAAGGGGAGUGACCUUGAUGAUGACAACAUUUUGGGUAGUAAUGAGUCAGGAACAACUGAAAAGCCCAAUUCGUUUGCCAAGACAUUGACUCAAUCGGAUGCGAAUAAUGGGGGUGGAUUCUCUGUGCCAAGGUACUGCGCAGAGACGAUAUUUCCUAGGUUGGAUUACACAGCUGACCCGCCUGUGCAGACUGUAAUAGCCAAAGAUGUUCAUGGUGAAACUUGGAAGUUUAGGCACAUUUAUAGGGGGACUCCUAGGAGGCAUUUGUUAACAACUGGUUGGAGUACUUUUGUGAAUCAGAAGAAGCUUGUUGCUGGAGAUUCCAUUGUGUUUUUGAGGGCAGAAAAUGGUGACCUUUGUGUGGGAAUCCGUAGAGCAAAACGGGGCGGUAUUGGUGGGCCUGAAACCCCAACUGGAUGGAACUCUGGCGCUGGAAACUAUGGUGGAUUUUCUGCGUUUUUGAGGGAAGACAUGAACAAGAAUGGAAAUCUGAUUUCUUCUGUGGGGAGCUUCAAGGGAAAGGGAAGGGUGAGGCCUGAAUCAGUUAUUGAAGCUGCAUAUCUUGCUGCUGGUGGGCAGCCUUUUGACGUUGUUUAUUAUCCCCGUGCAAACACUCCAGAAUUCUGUGUUAGGGCAUCUUCUGUGAAUACUGCACUGAGGAUUCAGUGGUGCUCAGGGAUGAGGUUCAAAAUGGCUUUUGAAACGGAGGAUUCUUCUCGAAUCAGUUGGUUCACGGGAACUAUAUCCUCCAUUCAGGUUGCUGAUCCCGUCUGCUGGCCCAAUUCGCCAUGGCGGCUUCUUCAGGUUACAUGGGAUGAACCUGAUUUACUGCAAAACGUAAAACAUGUCAGCCCUUGGCUUGUCGAAUCGGUCUCAAAUAUGCCAGUUAUUCACCUCUCACCCUUCUCACCACCAAGAAAAAAGCUGCGCCUUCCACCAGAUUUCUCGCUUGACAGCCAAUUUCAGUUACCAUCUUUUUCAGGUAACCCCCUCAGGUCCAGCAGUCCUUUCUGUUGUCUAUCUGACAACAUUACUGCAGGCAUACAGGGAGCCAGGCAUGCUCAAUUUGGAGUACCUUUAUUGGAUCUUCAUCUUAGCAACAAAGUACAGUCAGGACUGUUACCACCAAGUUUCCAGCGAGCUGCAGCUGACUUACAACUUCCUAAUGGCAUUAGUAAGCGCCAAAAUGACAGAAAUGAUAACAUCUCUUGCUUGCUUACCAUGGGUACUCCAAAUAAGAUAUUGGAGAAAAAUGAUAGUGUGAAUACACCUCGGUUCUUACUCUUUGGUCAGCCAAUUCUGACGGAGCAGCAAAUCUCUAAUGGCUGUUCUGUCAAUGCUCCAGAAGUAGUCCAAAUAGGAAAGGACUUGGGCAGGAUACAACUGAAAAAUGAAAGAUUUUCUCCUGAGCAGAAAGGCGUUCAAGACUAUCUAUCAAAUUCCACAUUUUUCUGGAAUCGAGGUUAUGAUGCAGCUGAACUUGGUGUCGAUAUUGGUCACUGCAAAGUAUUCCUCGAGUCACAGGAUGUUGGGCGUACACUUGAUCUGUCAGUUCUGGGAUCAUACGAAGAACUGUACAGAAGACUCGCAAGCAUGUUUGGACUAGAAAGAUCAGAUAUGCUGACCCGUGUGCUCUAUCAUGAUGCAACAGGUGGUGUUAAACACACUGGAGAUGAACCAUUCAGCGACUUUGUUAAGAGUGCAAGAAGACUGACCAUUCUGAUGAACUCAAGCAGCGGUAUUAAAAGGAAAUGGUUCACUGGUCUCGCAACUGCUGAGCGUGGUCUAGAUUCUUCAAACCAGGCAGGACCUCUUAGCAUCUUUGCAUAGAGUCGUCGGGAUUUGAUAGCCUAUGUGUAUAAGUACCUUCGGUUUGUAUUUGUUUCUUCAUCGUAGUGCUAAGGACAAUAUCAGUGGAGCAUUGUGUUAGUUUCUGUAUGGAUAUUUUGUGUUGCUCUUCGUGUUGGAAACGUUCAAUGUGCUUUCUGUAAGAUACAGUUUGCGACAUCUUGCUAGCCGUGGUACUUUCGUAA